Trifolium pratense (red clover) is the source of this 1610-nucleotide messenger RNA. Its product is annotated as trihelix transcription factor ASR3-like. Lineage: Eukaryota; Viridiplantae; Streptophyta; Magnoliopsida; Fabales; Fabaceae. The coding region runs from base 250 to 1404 and encodes 384 amino acids. The record is from RefSeq and is a predicted model, not a curated record. The transcript has 2 exons.
UCAAAUUUUAUUUCCCACAUCACAACAAAACAAAGUUACUACCACUAGCUCAAUUUUUUCCAUUCAACAAAACAAAUCUCACUCACUCACUCACUCAUUCUCACUCUUCACCUCUCAAAAACAACUUCAACAUUCAUUCAACAAUCACAAAAUUAACUCACUCUCAUACACCAAACUCAAAAUCAAACUCAUUAAUUUCUUCUUUCAUUCAAUUAAUCAUUCACAAAAUCACAAUAUCUCAUAUGCCAAAUGUCUGAUCCUUCAACUUCCACCACCCCAUUAUCACAUCCAUCAAUCAUACCCAACCAACACAAUCUACCCAUCAUCAUUCACACCACCACCACCACACAACCACCACAACCACCACCACAACCACCCUCCACUAGAGAAUACCGCAAAGGUAACUGGACAAUCCAAGAAACACUAAUCCUCAUAACAGCAAAGAAACUAGACGAUGAAAGAAGACUAAAAAACACAUCAACUUCAACUUCAACUCCAUCAUCAUCAUCACAAGACCAAAACAGAACAACAACACCAACAACAACCUCUGCAUGUCCUAGUACUAGCUCAAACAGAAACAGUGGUGAACUAAGAUGGAAAUGGGUUGAAAACUAUUGUUGGAGUCAUGGUUGUUUAAGAAGCCAAAAUCAAUGUAAUGAUAAAUGGGAUAAUUUACUUCGUGAUUACAAAAAAGUUCGUGAUUAUGAAUCCAAAUCAGAAUCACAAUCACCAAACAAAGAUCAUCAUCAUCAACAUCAUCAUAACUUUCCUUCUUAUUGGAUUCUCAACAAACAACAACGCAAAGAACAGAAUCUUCCUUCUAAUAUGGUUUUUGAAAUUUAUCAAGCUAUAAGCGAUGUUCUUCAAAGAAAACAAUCACAAAGAAUCACAACACCACAACAUCAUCAUCAACAACAAGGUUUGGUUACAUUGGUGUCUUCACCAUUACCAGCACUACCACUUCAAGCACAGCUUCUUCCUCCACCACCACCACCGCCACUUCCUCCACCACUUCCACUACAACAACCUCCUCCACCGCCGCAUGCUCCGGCAAGUUCAACUACUCCGGCAGUUUCAGAGAGAACUGAAUCUGCCACAGAUUCGGAGAAGAGUGAGGAUGAUGAAGAUGAUGGUGGCUCGGAAUCAAAACGUAGGAAAGUUAAGAACCUUGGUUCAAGCAUAAUGAGAAGUGCAUCGGUAUUGGCACGAGCUCUAAGGAGAUGUGAAGAGAAGAAGGAGAAACGGCACCGUGAAUUGAUCGAGAUUGAACAAAGGCGAAUUCAAAUGGAAGAAUCCCGGAAUGAAGUUCACCGACAAGGUAUCGCCACCCUUGUCGCUGCCGUCAGUAAUCUUUCCGGUGCCAUUCACUCAUUUAUUAAUUCUGAACACCAUGGCCAGAGAUAAUUAAUUAAUAUAUGCUAGCAUGUCACUUUCAAAAAAUCAUAUAAUAUUUAUUGGUCAUGCAUUCUUUCACCCUCUUAAAAUUCAAUUGGAGUCUAGUAGUAUUUUUAAGUCACUUUCACCAAUUGAUUUCAUGUGAUAUCAUAUAUAUGUAAUGCAUGGUAUAUAUAUGUUCCAAUUCAUUGAUGGACAAACCAAUUCUAGUGCCU